Messenger RNA from Osmerus eperlanus (European smelt), 7794 nucleotides. RefSeq names its product LIM and calponin homology domains-containing protein 1-like. Bases 313 to 5931 code for a protein of 1872 amino acids. The record is from RefSeq and is a predicted model, not a curated record. Gene Ontology annotation, molecular function: myosin II head/neck binding. The transcript has 31 exons. Gene Ontology annotation, biological process: positive regulation of stress fiber assembly; regulation of focal adhesion assembly. Gene Ontology annotation, cellular component: stress fiber. Lineage: Eukaryota; Metazoa; Chordata; Actinopteri; Osmeriformes; Osmeridae.
UCCCGUGUCCUGGCGGGCACGCGGUAGCGGCUGUUGGGUGGCAGUCUGUCUCGGGCUGGCCGGUUCGGGUUGUUAUUUUUAGCGGUUGGUUCGUAUUGCGUUGUGGGAGUCGCGAGAGUUCUCUCCUCUCUCAAGCAGAUCGAAGACGCACUUUGCUGCGCGCUCUCCUGCGAAUUUACGGUAAACCGAAAGGAGGAUAACGGAUUUUGCUGAACAGCGGAACGAACGCGAACGCGGGUAUUAUUGCAGUCAUCUGUCAUAAACCUAGGAUUUCCAGCCACAACCAACGCUUGCUGGUCAGGGUAAACAGAUAUGGCUAGUCCCGUAGGGGAGCGUGAAUGUUCAAAUUCCACCGGGGAUGAACAUGAGCCUGCACCGGCGCCGAAACAUCCCGAACAGAGCCAUCCCGAGCCUGCCUGUAUAGAGGCGCAGAAAUGGAUUGAGGCGGUGACUGGGCGGAGUUUUGGAGACAAAGAUUUUCGGGGCGGACUGGAAAACGGGAUCCUGCUGUGCGAGCUACUGAGUUCUAUCAAACCAGGACUCGUCAAGAAGAUCAACAGACUUCCCACACCUAUUGCAGGACUAGACAACCUGUCUGUGUUCCUGAAGGGCUGUGAGGAGCUGGGCCUGAAAGGCUCUCAGCUGUUUGACCCUGGAGACCUGCAGGACACCUCCAUACGUGCCAACUUGAAGGACUCAGACUGCAGCAGAAAACUGAAGAAUGUGUUGAUUACAGUGCUCUGGCUGGGCAAGGCAGCUAGUGGCAAUGCCACUUACAACGGACCCACGCUGAACAUUAAGGAGUUUGAGGGACUGCUUUCACACAUGAGGACGGAGUGUGAGGAAGCAGGAGACUGCACCAGACGCAGUGUGAGGGACAGUGGUUAUGACUGCUGGGACUCGGAGAGGAGCGACUCUCUCUCUCCUCCCCGUCACGCCCGUGACGACUCUCUAGACAGCUUGGAUUCUUUUGGCUCACGUUCCCAACACAGCCCUUCUCCUGAUGUGGCAAAUCGGGGCAACAGUGAUGGUGACUCGGAAGUUGACAACAGGAAGCCGGACGUGCGAAGGGACGACAUGUUGGCGCGGCGCACGGCCGGCAGCGGCGAAUCACGCAGCUCCGUCCCCUUCAACCAGUUCCUGCCAAACCGGGCCAACGCCACCGCCUACGUCCCCACGCCACGGCGUAAAGUACACGCCGAGGACGGAGAGCAGAGGAGCCGCCCUGACCCAAUUGUAGAGGGUGGUCAGGGGUUAGGGGUGGGGCGAUUUAAGAGACCGGCUGGACCUCGUGCCAAAACCCUCAAGACUGUCACCUGGGCUCCAGAGAAUGGAGUAGACCAGGGGGCGGGGUCACAUGAGGAGGAGGGGCAUACACAGGAAGAGGAGGGGCGGAACCAGGAAGCAGGGGGGAAGCAGCGGCGCCUGCAGAUGCUUGAGAAGGCGGGGAUAAAGGUCCUGCCAGCCGCCGUCCGCUAUUCAAGCAUCCCUAAACCGCCUGCCUUGGAGGAACAGGAAGUGAGGUCACAGUCGCCGAGCAUCAUCCUCCGUUGCGACAACGAGUUCCUUACAAACCACAAGGCGGACUGGGACUCCUCGUCUGACGGUGAGGGGAAGGGGCCGGGGGCGGGGCCAGGAGGAGCGGGGAGGAAGGUUCCGGACGUGCAAAGGGACGACCUGGCCUCGCGCCGCGCCCCCCGGACCGCCACAGCUCCCAGGGUGCACCAGUUCGUCCCGCCGCCAGCGUGCAGCAGGAAGGAUCGGGAGCGCUGGGAAGACAUCCGCAGGGCGUCCCAGCAGGCCCUGCAGGAGAGGGAGAUCAGUGACAGGGAGGCAGUGCCUGACAUCAUCACGCGCAGAGACAACCCGUUCCUCAACUCCGCCCCUCGGCGCGAGGAGGAGGAAAACGAAGAGGGCGAGGGAGAGGGGGGAGAUGUUAAGACGAUACCCAAUAAGCAUAAGGAUGACCUGGCCCAUAGGCGGGCCCAAAAUAGGGCACGCCCACACAGGGACGGACCAAUGAGCUUUGUUCCCGCCCCCAUGACCCAGUCCGAUCUGGAGAAGUGGGAGAGACUGAGAAUGGCUGAACCCAGUGAACCUAGCCCCGCCCCUUUGUGUAAGGCGUGUCUGGAGAAAGGGUCCGGAAGCCCGGUCCCUGCCACAGCGACGGCGGGGCAGGGUCGUAGUAAGGUCGUGACCUUUGGGGGUGUGACGGAGCUGCAGCAGCCAAUAAGCACCAUCCCUUCAGGGCAGGGGGAGGAGUCUGAGUUGCUAAAGCGAAUGCUGGCCAAGGCUACGGUGGCCAUGCCCACCAUUGGUAUGGGCUCCCCGCUUACCGAGCGGGCACACAGCCGGUUUCGUGGAGCUGACCCUGCCCCGGCCCCUCCCCCCAGCACCUGCCUCACACCCAGAGUCGCAGAAGCCCCUCCCCCCAGCGCCUGCCUCACACCCAGAGUCGCAGAAGCCCCUCCCCCCAGCGCCUGCCUCACACCCAGAGUCGCAGAAGCCCCUCCCCCCAGCACCUGCCUCACACCCAGAGUCGCAGAAGCCCCUCCCACUCCUGCAGUUAUGGAAGCUCGCCUUGCUCAGUAUGGGAGAAGGAUGGAUGAAGAGGAGGAGGAAGAGGAGGAUGAUGAAGAAGAAGAAGAAGAGAGGGUCCCGGAUGUCCACAAGGACGACAUGAUGGCAAGGAGGACUGGGGUGUUCCAUAAGUCCGGUGUUGCCACAGCAACCUUUAACCGCUUCUUGCCUCUGCCGGCUUCCAAACGCUCCACUCAGGAAGUAGUCACUGAUGCCUGUCCCCGGAACAGGAAGGAAGUCCAUGAGGAGAAGAAUAGGAAGCAGAAGGAGAGAGCCCAACCACGACAACAUCAACCUAAUGUCCCCAUGGACACACUUCAACCACCUGUUGACACGGCAACAGUCGUCAGGGCUACCCCUCAGUGCGAGUGGGACGAUGAUGAGAAUGAGGAUGAUGAGUAUGAUGAAGAUGGGCCAGUUCCAGACCUGGAGAAGGAUGACAUGAUGGCUCGGAGGACCAGAGCGAACCAAAAGUCUGUGAAGGGGGGGGUUGGCCAGUCAUUUAACCUCUUUCUGCCUGUACCUGGAUCAGUCAAACUCAAACAACCCCCUGCGUCUGGUCAAAACUACCUCUCCCGCAAACGUAACCCCACAGACAUGGCCUCCAAGGACAGCAGCAUUGUUUCUGGGGCAACGGCACCUCAACAAGCGCCGCCCUUCAAAGCCCUAUUGAGGAAGGGUCCCGGGUUGGGGGAGAGGGAGAUGGAAGGGGGAGUCCAGGGGGAGGAACCAGGGAGAGAAGAGACCCUCCCCAGAACCUCUGUCUCAGGUCCCCCAAACCCCUCUGUCCCCCUCUCGCCCCCGGCCCCCACCCUCACUCCUCCUCCCACUCCUCCCCCUGCCCAGAUCAGCUGUGGGCUGAAAGAGGUAGACCGGGAGAGGGGUAAGGAGAGGAGUCAGGACAGGGGGAGGGAGGGGGGAGACCUCCCAUGGAGAAGACCCUCCUGGCUGGAGGAUGAUGACCUACCCCCCAUGAUGAUGAGUCGGCGAGUUGCUAAUGUGACUGAGGACUCAGAGAGCAUGAGCAUGAGUGACAUGCGCAGCGAGGAGGAGGGCGAGCACGUUCAGCCUUUGGGCCAAUCGCGAUACGAGCGCAUGCAGGAGCAGUACAAUCACAACCUCGAGGAGGAGGACCACUGGCGAGACGACCUGGCUCGCUGGAAGAACCGCAGGCGGAGCGCCUCUCAGGAGCUGAUCAGGAAGGAGGAGGAGAGGAAGAGGAUGGAGAAGAGGAUGAAGGAGGAGGGCAUGGACGCCCACAAGAGGAAGAGCAUCAAGACCUACCGGGAGAUCGUAGAGGAGAAGGAGCGUAGGGAGGCAGAGUUGUGUGAGGCGUACAGGAGGGCAGAGACUCCGGAGGAAGCUGCUAUGGUUCUGCAGCGCUACGCUCUGCGGUUCACCAUCAGUGACGCGACACUGGACAGCCUGAAACUCCCUAGAAUUGGUCUGGACUACCAACCGGACUCGACCAAACCCGACCUGAAGAUCAAGCCAGCUCACACGACUGUUGACCAGGAACAGAGAGUGGCAAGAAACGGACAGGAAAACCAGUCCAAACCGGAACAAAAGCAGGAAGCAGAGAAGAACGAUCCUAGAACACAGGAAUGUGCCUCAGCUGCCGUCUUAUCCAGUCCCCCGGCACCCAGUGACCCUCCCACUGUCCCACACACACAAACCCAGAACGCUGAACCUCAAACCCGGCACGCACACACCGAGCCUCGAAAGCCCGAACCGACCCCCAAGCAAGCUCACCCUGAAGUACAACACCAGCCUCAGCCCCCACAAGCUCACACCCAACACGCACAGCCCCAGCCUCAGCCAACACAAGCUCACACCCAACACGCACAGCCUAAACCCCAACACACUCAGCCUCCGUCACUGCACGCUCAGCCUCAGCCCUGUGGACACACCCGUCUCUCUUCAGCCUCUUCCGGACCUCCACCGUCUCGACCCAUGCCCCUGCUCACAGCCAAGCCCUACAGCCAACCAAAACACAUUCAGACUGGACAUAAAGCAGUCAAGGUGGAAGGGUUGGUUCAUGUGAAUGGAAAGAGUGUUGAGGAGGGCAUGUCCGUGCCCCUCCUCCCCUCCGCUCCUCUUCACUCACCUGAGGGGAGCAAAGCUCCUCCCACUCAACAAGCUACAGCCAAUCAGACAGCAAAUGAAACGUUGACUCCACAGCAACCAGAACUGGUGGCAACGACGACCUCUGGUUCAUCGGCCAUCAGCUCCCUAAUUGGUGGGAGGAACUGCAUCGUUACGACAACUAUUGUGACAGAGCUCAGCCAGACAUACAUGGAGCCAUACCCCUCUAAUCUAUCUAGCAACACACAGCAGAUCAAUGGCACCAUGGGGCUGUUACUGCAGCAAGAGGGGGAACAGAAGGAAGUGUUAUCUGGUUCUGCACCCUUUAGCUACCAGCAGACCUAUUCACCCACAGUGACAGAAGGACUUGAGGAAAGCAACGUGACUAUUGAGACCCCCAUGUUGAACUUGGCUAAGCGUGUUAAUCACUGGGUCUGGGACCCCAAUGAGGAGCGCAAACGCCAGGAGAGGUGGCAGCAAGAACAAGAGCGUCUCCUACAGGAGCAGUACCAGCGAGAGCAGGGGAAGUUGAAGGAGGAGUGGGAGAGAGCGCAGAGGGAGGUGGAGGAGGAUGAGAGGAGACACAACGAAGAGGAGCGACAGAUACUUGAGGAGACUGCGGCACCUCUUAAUCUGUCCACUCUGUCAAAACAGCCCAGUCAGGUAGAAGCAAUCUCGUCUGCUCAGCAGGACUCUCUGACAAAAACAAAUGCUGCUACAGCGGUCAGCCACAAGGUGGCGACGAUCACACUGGAUCAGCCAGACCUAGAGAUAGAAGCAAGAGAUAUCACACAGCAAAACAACCAAAGAGUUCCAAUGAUGAGCGAGGACCAGCAUGGGGUGUCCCAACUACGCUUUGUCCAAGAUGCAUCGUGGGAAAAUGAAAGAAAACAGGAAUUGUGGAAAACCUCAUCUCUGGACCGCAACGCACAGAUUAUUCAGCCCAGUACAGUUAAGAGGUCUGGUUCUCAUGACAUUGUAGGAACACACUCACCGUCGUCAUCACCACAGCCUACCUUAUCAAGCAGAUGUGUGAGUGGGAAGAAGCUGUGCUCUGGUUGCUCUCUGACACUGGGGAAGGGAGCUGCCAUGAUCAUCGACACACUGGGACUCUUCUUCCACAUCCAGUGCUUUAAGUGUGGGGUGUGUGAAGGACAGCUGGGGACGACCAGGGCUGGGACAGACGUGAGGAUACGGAAUGGGGUCCUGAACUGUCAUGAGUGCUACAUAACCUCCUGUGCGGCAGGUCAUCCCACCACGCUAUGAUAGCCUAGGUGAUGGAGCUAUAGCAACAUAGAAUGGCUUUGAUUGGACAAGUCCUGACCAUCUCCAUUUUGAUUGGAGCAUUGGACUUAUUCCACAGAAUCUGAAAUGUAGUCCUAAGAUUAUCCUGGAACAUUCUGGAAUACUCAACUUUCUGGAAUUUUCAUGUCAAAAGGAAAUGCACACAGGUCUGGGGACAGAAGCUGGGUGGCAACGUUGAAAACACACACACAUGCACAAACACACACGCACAAACACACACGCACACAGUUAUUUCUAUACCAGUAGCACAGUAUUUUAUAUGACUGCACCAACCUGACAGACCUGACUGUGUGGGUUUGUCCACAAUGCUAAGCAAUACUAAAGCACAAUCAAAACUCAUCUACAGAACUAUGACGAGCACACACUUUAACUCUUCAUGCUACUGUCUAAUGCUGAUGUCUUUAGAUGGCCCACGAGUGUCUUUGACAAGAGUACAAAGUGAAUGUACGGCUAUUCAUUAACCCCUAGCAUGCCAGCUCAGAAACCAUCUCCAGUCUCUCUGCAAAGCAAAAUAGUAGCUUGACCAUCGUAAUGCCUUAAUCAUCGUACUUUUAUCUGUACUUGUUUUAUUGUUUGUUUGUUUGGUUACAAUUAUGCAUGAAUGUGAAACCAAUAUAACUUGUUGUGUUUGUGUGUGACCUGUGUGUCAGGUGACAUAGUGUUGCUCAGAGCUGGGCUUAACUGACGGCCUUGUGGAAUCGCUGACUUCUUGAUAACAUUUUUUAUCUAACAUCUUCAUUCGAUUCACCAUCGUCAUUUUGAAAUGUUUAGACAGCAAACACUAGCACAACAGGGCUGGAGAAUUUAUAAUCUUUGUAAUGUAUUAUAGUAAGAACGGGAAUGCAUGGAAUUGUUUCUUUUAAAACACUUAUUUCAUGUUGUGUUUACACGUCUUUAGAUAGUAGUGUAAUCAAGUCAGUGCCUUAAGGAAUGGGGAGCUGGCACACAAGGGGAAAUCGAGAGCUACUCUCUCUCUAACAUUCUAAAUAAGUGUUCCCCAUAAAUGUUACUAGAUAUUUUUGAGUGGAAAAAAUUGGACUGAGCUGGGCACUGCACAGUUUGUGUGUGUGUGUGUGUGAGAGAGAGAGAGAGAGAGAGAGAGAGAGAGAGAGAGAGAGAGAGAGAGAGAGAGAGAGAGAGAGAGAAAGAGAAGAGAAGAGAGAGAGAGAGAGAGAGAGAGAGAGAGAGAGAGAGAGAGAGAGAGAGAGAGAGAGAGAGAGAGAGAGAGAGAGAGAGAGAGAGAGAGAGAGAGAGAGAGAGAGAGAGAGAGAGAGAGAGAGAGAGAGAGAGAGAGAGAGAGAGAGAGAGAGCGCAAAGUGCAGCACUACACUAGAAGCAGAAAGGAUGUAUCCCUUUUGUCAAAAAUGUAUCCACCAGCAUGGCCAGAUGAAAGACAACCAGACGCAUAGUUGCCAUCUCAGCCCCUCUUGUUCAUCUGAUUGGUUCUUCUCUUCCCUGCCUUUGCAAGAAACCAAUAAGAACUGCUACUUCCUGACUCUGCUCCACAACUGGUUUUACAUCAGUGUCUAUGAGGAGCCAAUGAGGGGAGGGAAGAGGAGCAGAGAGAUUCACGUUACUAUGAGAUAAGAUAAUUGUUUUGACUGAAUAGGGUUGUGUUGGGGGAUGCCGGCUCCAAACCAUGAAUCCAGGCACAAUUCCUCUUUCUUUCCCAACUGCUUCAGAGAUGGAUUAGAGAUGAGAAUUAAUUCUAGAUCUGUAGUUCCAUAUUGACCACUACAACUACAUGAAUUGUUGAACUGGAAGGUUUCAUGGCUUUUAUAGCAAGUGUUUGUCAAUAAAAUAUUUUCAACCUUUAACAUCUCA